Artibeus jamaicensis (Jamaican fruit-eating bat) is the source of this 869-nucleotide messenger RNA. It is a transcript of the gene TIMP1, whose product is annotated as TIMP metallopeptidase inhibitor 1. The transcript is spliced from 6 exons. Lineage: Eukaryota; Metazoa; Chordata; Mammalia; Chiroptera; Phyllostomidae. The record is from RefSeq and is a predicted model, not a curated record. The coding region runs from base 145 to 768 and encodes 207 amino acids. Gene Ontology annotation, molecular function: protease binding; metalloendopeptidase inhibitor activity. Gene Ontology annotation, biological process: negative regulation of endopeptidase activity; negative regulation of membrane protein ectodomain proteolysis. Gene Ontology annotation, cellular component: extracellular matrix.
AUGCAUCCAGGAAGCCUGGAGGCCUGUGGUUUCCGCACCGCUGCCACCCCCGCCCCUCGCGUGGACAUUUAUCCUCCGCCGCUCAGGCACUGCCGCCAUCGCUGCAGACCCAGCGUCUAGAGAGGAUACACCAGAGAACCCACCAUGGCCCCCUUUAUGCCCCUGGCCUCCGGCAUCCUGUUGUUACUGUGUCUGACAGGCCCCAGCCUGGCCUGUACCUGUGCCCCACCCCACCCACAGAUGGCCUUCUGCAGCUCUGACCUUGUCAUCAGGGCCAAGUUCAUGGGGACAGCAGAAGUCAACCAGACCACCUUAUACCAGCGUUAUGAGAUAAAGAUGACCAAGAUGUUCAAAGGGUUCAGCACCUUGGGGGAUGCUGCUGACAUCCAGUUUGUCUACACCCCGGCCAUGGAGAGUGUCUGUGGAUACUUCCACCAGUCCCAGAACCGCAGUGAGGAGUUUCUCAUCGCUGGACAACUGUGGAAUGGUCACCUGCACAUCACCACCUGCAGUUUCGUGGCUCCCUGGAACAGUCUGAGCCCUGCUCAGCGCCGGGGCUUCACCAAGCUCUACACUGCUGGUUGUGAGGAAUGCACAGUGUUUCCCUGCUCAUCCAUUCCCUGCAAACUGCAGAGUGACACUCACUGCUUGUGGACAGACCAACUGCUCACAGGCUCUGACAAGGGCCUCCAGAGCCGCCACCUUGCCUGCCUCCCACGGAAGCCAGGGAUGUGCACCUGGCAGUCCCUGCGCCCCCGGACUGCCUGAAUCCUGCCCCCAGCAGAAGCCAACACCCGCACAGUAUUCAUCCCCUUUCCCACUCCUGUCUUUGUUUCUUCAAGACAAUGAAAUAAAGACCUACCACUCAG